Molecule: messenger RNA, 303 nt
Organism: Penicillium cosmopolitanum
Lineage: Eukaryota; Fungi; Ascomycota; Eurotiomycetes; Eurotiales; Aspergillaceae
Exons: 1
Coding region: 1-303 (100 amino acids)
Source: RefSeq, a predicted model, not a curated record
AUGCUCGAAAAUCGACCGCCGGCCCAGGAUGCUGCGGUGCCCCUGUCCAAACCCAACCCACUCCAAACUCUCUUAACUGAUUUCCAUGAGGAUGACUGCAUUGUUUCCACCUCGUCAAACCAGUCGGACUCGUACACGAUUCCAUUAACAGCCGAGAGCACAACAUUUUCUGAGUCCGAUAUGUCAAUGUUGAACAAAAGCACGGGGGCGACAAGCAUUAAUCCGGUGCCACUGGCCGGGGUUGACAGCAGGGAAAUGCUCGGCACCGAAGCGAUAACGGAAAUAAUGCAAGCGGAGUUGUAA